Molecule: messenger RNA, 2780 nt
Organism: Symphalangus syndactylus (siamang)
Lineage: Eukaryota; Metazoa; Chordata; Mammalia; Primates; Hylobatidae
Biological process (GO): cytoplasmic translational initiation; intracellular signal transduction
Cellular component (GO): cytoplasm; eukaryotic translation initiation factor 3 complex, eIF3m
Molecular function (GO): protein binding; RNA binding; translation initiation factor activity
Source: RefSeq, a predicted model, not a curated record
GCAUGAGUAUAGGGAAGGAGGAAGGACACGCUUUCAAUCCUCUGCCUGUGGCUCAAUCCAAAUUUGUGGAUAAGGGGCCAGAUGCAGUGGCUUACACCUGUAAUCCCAGCAUUUUGGGAGGCCAAGGCUCCCAGCUGGUGGUGACUCAACGCCGCUUCCCCACCAUGGAGGCCUUCCUCUGCGAGGUGACAUCAGCUGUGCAGGCCCCACUGGCUGUGCGUGCCCUCUACACACCUUGUCAUGGCCACCCUGUCACCAACCUGGCAGACUUGAAGAACAGAGGGCAGUAUGUGGCUGCUGGAUUUGAACGAUUCCACAAGCUCCACUAUUUACCCCAUGGAGGGAAGGAUCCAGGUGGGAAGAGCUGCAGACUACAAGUUCCUCCUGUGACUCGCCACUUGUGUGAUAGGGCCGUUGGACGGCGGCUGCCUGCAGGUGCUCCCAGCUAUAUCCAUGUGUUCAGGAAUGGGGACCUGGUAAGUCCCCCAUUUAGUCUGAAGCUGUCCCAGGCUGCCAGCCAGGACUGGGAAACUGCAUUGAAGCUCCUGACGGAGAAGGUCAAGUUGCAGAGUGGGGCUGUGUGCAAACUCUGCACCCUAGAGGGGCUCCCACUGUCAGCAGGGCAGGAGCUGGUAACAGGCCAUUACUAUGUGGCUGUUGGAGAGGAUGAGUUCAAGGACCUUCCCUAUCUGGAGCUGCUGGUGCCCAGCCCCUCCCUGCCCAGGGGCUGCUGGCUUCCUCCAGGCUCGAGGUCUAGGCCCCACAGGCAGCAGGCCCAAGGCCACAGGGCCCAGGUAACCCAGCCCUCUCCAAAGGAACCAGACCGAAUUAAGCCAUCUGCUUUCUAUGCCAGACCCCAGCAGACCAUUCAGCCAAGAAGCAAGCUCCCCACACUCUCAUUCCCAUCAGGAGUUAUAGGAGUAUACGGAGCUCCCCACCCAAGGAAGGAGACAGCGGGGGCCCAGGAAGUAGCAGAUGAUGAAGACACCCAGACAGAGGAGCCCUUGGAUCAGACUGUCCAGGGGAAGGGAACUCUGAUGGCCACAAGGAAGCAGAACAGCUGCAGAGGAAAGGGCAGGAUGGGAAAAGGCCGUGUCCUCACCCACUCCGGGGAGAUGGGUUCUGGGAAGGAACUAACACAGGUGGCCUCAAACACUAAGCAGAACAGUUCUAAGCCAGGACCCACCUGUCGAUGCCAAGAUGAUGAAACUGAGGCUCAAGGAGGACAACUGACUCUUCCGAGAAUUUCUACAACUGCCGGGUCCAGGUCGGCUCAUGAACCCGCUGCAGGCCGGCGGAGGCCCGCUUCAGCAGCGGCUGCGUGCCACCCCACAGAGCGGCCACCAGCACCAGAGCCAGCACCUGCCCUGAAUGCAGACGAGGGGCGGAGACCCAUAAUCCGGAAGUGGCCUCGAAACCUUUUCCGGUCCUACUCACGUUGCGGCCUUCGUCGCGUCACCGCCGGGAUGAAGCCGAUCCUACUGCAGGGCCAUGAGCGGUCCAUUACGCAGAUUAAGUAUAACCGCGAAGGAGACCUCCUCUUUACUGUGGCCAAGGACCCUAUCGUCAAUGUAUGGUACUCUGUGAAUGGUGAGAGGCUGGGCACCUACAUGGGCCAUACCGGAGCUGUGUGGUGUGUGGACGCUGACUGGGACACCAAGCAUGUCCUCACUGGCUCAGCUGACAACAGCUGUCGUCUCUGGGACUGUGAAACAGGAAAGCAGCUGGCCCUUCUCAAGACCAAUUCGGCUGUCCGGACCUGCGGUUUUGACUUUGGGGGCAACAUCAUCAUGUUCUCCACGGACAAGCAGAUGGGCUACCAGUGCUUUGUGAGCUUUUUUGACCUGCGGGAUCCGAGCCAGAUUGACAACAAUGAGCCCUACAUGAAGAUCCCUUGCAAUGACUCUAAAAUCACCAGUGCGGUUUGGGGACCCCUGGGGGAGUGCAUCAUCGCUGGCCAUGAGAGUGGAGAGCUCAACCAGUAUAGUGCCAAGUCUGGAGAGGUGUUGGCGAAUGUUAAGGAGCACUCCCGGCAGAUCAACGACAUCCAGUUAUCCAGGGACAUGACCAUGUUUGUGACCGCAUCCAAGGACAACACAGCCAAGCUUUUUGACUCCACAACUCUUGAACAUCAGAAAACUUUCCGGACAGAACGUCCCGUCAACUCAGCUGCCCUCUCCCCCAACUAUGACCAUGUGGUCCUGGGCGGUGGUCAGGAAGCCAUGGAUGUAACCACAACCUCCACCAGGAUUGGCAAGUUUGAGGCCAGGUUCUUCCAUUUGGCCUUUGAAGAAGAGUUUGGAAGAGUCAAGGGUCACUUUGGACCUAUCAACAGUGUUGCCUUCCAUCCUGAUGGCAAGAGAGGAAGGUGCCAAAAGGGGAGGCGGGGUGCCCAAACAGCGCCAACAGUAGCCCUUCCCCAAACUCCAAUGACAGUGGGAACUGGCGGCCCAGCUGCCACAUGCAGUCCAGGAAGAGGAAAAAGCCAGCAGCAGCCGUCCAGCCGACUCAGCCAGUUGUCCAUGCUCUGCUCCGCGUCCCCACAGGCCUCCACCAGGCGCAUGAAGCUCUCCUGCAGGGGCCGCCCUCUGGGCGGUGGGAAUCUGGUCAUCUUUCCCAGCCCAAGCCCUUGCCAUGUACAGCCAGGGAGCAAGUGCUCAAGACCAAUGAGGGAGACACAGAAUCCUGUCAACAGCCUAUCUGAUAAAAGGGACACAGAGCCCUUUAGGGAGUCCAGUCUCACGGCACACACAACCCACAGAGGAGUCCCUAAUCUUUGA